Medicago truncatula (barrel medic) is the source of this 968-nucleotide messenger RNA. RefSeq names its product cytochrome c oxidase subunit 6b-1. Gene Ontology annotation, cellular component: respiratory chain complex IV; mitochondrion. Lineage: Eukaryota; Viridiplantae; Streptophyta; Magnoliopsida; Fabales; Fabaceae. The transcript is spliced from 5 exons. The record is from RefSeq and is a predicted model, not a curated record. Bases 122 to 673 code for a protein of 183 amino acids.
GACACCUUCUCGAGUCGAAUACAGCCAGCGUAAGUUCACCAAACAACACAUUCUGUGUUCUGACCUUAUAACUCUUCACUCCUGUUGAACCCAGCCGCCCAACCAAAAGCUUCUUUCAUCAAUGGCGGAAACUCCCAACAGCUCCCAAACUCUCGCUGAGGAAUACUAUGUGAAGGACAAACAAGAGAAAAAAGAGGUAGCUGAAAAACCAGUUGCUGUCGAAAAACCUGUUGCAGUCGAGGAAGUUGAAAAGCCAAAGGAGGCUACUCCUGUGGAAGCUGUUGUUGAGAAAACUGUAGAAGAAACAAUUCCUGCUGCCCCUGUCGUUGCUGAAGAAAGCAGUGAAGUCACCCCUCCUGCUGCUGAAGAAAACGCUCAAGAGGAAAGUAGUGAAACUGUUGUCGAAGAAAAUUCUGGUGAUCAAGAGGAAGCCGAAGAGAAACCUGAAAUUAAGCUUGAGACUGCUCCAGUAGAUUUCCGUUUCCCAACUACUAAUCAAACAAGGCAUUGCUUUACCCGAUACAUUGAAUAUCAUCGAUGUGUAGCUGCAAAGGGAGAUGAUGCACCAGAAUGCGAUAAGUUUGCUAAGUAUUAUCGUGCUCUUUGCCCUGGCGAAUGGGUUGACAGAUGGAAUGAGCAACGCGAGAAUGGAACAUUUCCUGGCCCGCUGUAAGUGGGAAUAUGUCCGAGAUAGAUGUGCACUUCACUUGCAGUAUUACAUUUAAAAUUGCAAGAGACAAACUUCCAAACACUUCAGGGAAUGUUCAAUGUUACGCAUUUGGUUAAUAAGAAAUUUUGCUUUUGUAUUUAAACCAGCUUGAGUUGUAAAAUUGCAGGAAAUGCUUCUGGUGAAAUGUCCAGAUAUGUGUCUUAUUAUUUACUAGAUUCUUAACAGAGGGAUUGUUGUUGGGUUUUUUAUGCCCCCAAAAUAAUAAAAGUUCCCCAAGUUAAACUGGGGAAUACCUGAA